AUGAUUUUUACUGUAAGCGCAAAUACCAUUAUAAAAACAAAGUUAACAACAAAAUGGUUUUUUAACUAUCAUCAUUAUAAAUCAUUUAAAAAAAGAUAUUAUUCUUCAAAAAAAUCUUCAUCCGAGCCUGUUACACUAUCAUUUAGUAAAUAUGAUCCAUUAUCAAAUAAAUCAAUAAAUUUAAUUCCACCACUUUUGAUUCUUCAUGGAUUAUUUGGAUCAAAACAAAAUUGGAAAUCUUUAGCAAAAAUGUUUGCUCAGAGUUUAAAUACUAGUGUUUACGCCUUAGAUUUAAGAAACCAUGGAGAUAGUCCACAUUCAUCGAUUGUUAAUUAUGAAAUAAUGUCGGAUGAUGUAGCAAAAUUUAUCACUGAUCAUAAAUUAAACCAAGCUAUUAUAAUGGGACAUUCUAUGGGAGGCAAAGUUGCAAUGGCAAUGGCACUCAGACAAGUUCCACAAGUUGAAAGGCUUAUUGUUGUUGAUGCUUCACCUACUAAUGUUCGAAUAUCGGAUGAAUUUGCUUUUUAUAUCGAUACUAUGAAAAAAGUUGAAAAUGUUGGUGUGAUUAAACAAAGUAAAGCUGAUGAAAUCAUGCAAGACUACAUUUCCAAUCCAUCUAUUAGGCAUUUCUUAUUAACCAAUUUGAAAAAAGAUCCAGAUACCGGAUUAUAUAAAUUUCGUAUUCCUUUAAAUAUUUUGGAUGAUUCUUUGAUUUAUCCAACUAUUGAAACUUUUUUUCCUAAUUCAAUAAUUGCUGAAUUCAUGCUGAGAAACCUUUGGAGUUUGCAAAUAUCGUAA
Molecule: messenger RNA, 798 nt
Organism: Entrophospora sp. SA101
Lineage: Eukaryota; Fungi; Glomeromycota; Glomeromycetes; Entrophosporales; Entrophosporaceae
Source: the annotation of a GenBank genome assembly